Molecule: messenger RNA, 2131 nt
Organism: Impatiens glandulifera
Lineage: Eukaryota; Viridiplantae; Streptophyta; Magnoliopsida; Ericales; Balsaminaceae
Exons: 7
Coding region: 300-1928 (542 amino acids)
Source: RefSeq, a predicted model, not a curated record
GGCAUCAUUAUUCUCUCUCUUCUUCUUCUUCAUAUUCUCUCUCUAAAUGAAAACCUCAACAUUUCUAUUCUCUAGAGAACCUGAAAAGACACCAAAAAUUAGACCUCACUCUUACUUUCAUCAGAUCUUGCAAAAUCAUCACCAUUUUCAUCUCAUCAAUCGCCGGAGUAAUCUCGCCUCGCCGGAGUAAUCUCGCCGUCAAGUUCUUCGCUUCCGAUUCAUCUUUACAUCUCUAGUUUUAACCAUGAGUAAACAAGUUUGCUGAAAAGGAGAAUAAAGAAAGUAUUUGAAGUGGUGAAAUGUCUUUUGAAGAUAAGAGCUUUUGGAUGCCAAAAACUGGUGGGUGUUUACAAGAUGGAGAAAUUCCAUUUGACGAUUCAUCUGUAAUGGUGGAGGCAAAACGUCCCCAUCACUGGUUCAUGGAUGGCAAUGAGGCGGAUCUAUUUCCCAGCAAAAAACAAGCAGUUGAAGCUCCAAACCUUCAUACCUUCUCUGGACUUCUGAAUUCGAAUAUUUCUCCUUGGGGAAAUGGUACUAAUUUCCAAUCAAUUGGAAGCGAACUAACAGAGCGUAUAUUUGAUUCAGAAUCUUCGAGAACAAUUGGUUAUAAUGAGAGAAACUUUGCAAAUAUGGAUGCUGCUAACAAUAUCAAUACUGGACGAAAGGGAAUUGAGGAUACUUUUGGAAAUGACUCCUCCUUUGGGUUAUCUAUUUCUCAUCCAUUUGAAGAUCAUAGAUCAGAGCUUAACUAUGGUGGGAUUAGGAAAGUUAAAGUCAACCAAGUCAAAGAUUCUGAGAAUUUCAUAUCUCCGUCAUCAAGGAAUGUCUAUUCUCGAGGAGACGAUAAUUGCAUGCCCAUGGGUCUUUCGUUUGGAAUAGGUAAUGAAAAUGUUAUAUCCAUGGGUGACAGUUAUAAUAGGGUAGAUGGUAAUUUCAUAUCCAUGGGGCAGCCUUAUAACAAUGAAGACGACAGCACUUCCACAAUUGGUCAUGUUUAUCAGGAGAAUUGUGAUUUGACAAUCAACGAAUCCUUUGUCAAGACAGAUAAUGUUAUUCCGAGUAUUAAUGGGGCCUACGAUAAGGAUUGUGAACAUAAUGCUGUUGUAUCUAUUAGCCAGUCAUAUCCGAGACUAGAUGAUGGAUCGUUAAGUCAGAAUUUCAGUAAGGGCAGUGGAAACGCCUUAUUGAUGAAUAAUUGCACAUCAACCGAGCUUGCAUUCAACAAUUUUGACAGGAGGGUUUCGUCCAUGGGUCAGUCGUUUGGUAAAGGCAGUAGUAAUAUCAUAUCAUUUGGAGGCUUUCAGGAUGACGAGGAAUCAUCUGCAAGGAUUUUAUGCAGUUAUGGCUUGUUGACAGGCCAGACUUCUGUUCAAAGGUCUGAAACAUUAUCUGAUGAUGCAAUUGUUAGUGCUGCUAAUAUGAGUGCUUGCAUAAAUGAAGCCGGUUCUAGGAAGAAGGAUGAUAAGACGGGCAAAAAGGCUUCUCCUAACAGUUUUCCUUCAAAUGUUCGAAGUUUACUGUCUACUGGAAUGUUGGAUGGUGUUCCUGUGAAAUACAUGGCUUGGUCACGCGAGAAGGAACUCCGCGGGAUCAUACAAGGUUCCGGGUACCUUUGUAGCUGUCCAUCAUGCAAUUAUUCUAAGGCUAUCAAUGCGUAUGAGUUUGAACGUCACGCAUCAUGCAAAACAAAACAUCCAAACAAUCACAUUUACUUUGAGAAUGGGAAGACCAUUUAUGGUAUUGUUCAAGAGCUCAGAAAUACCCCACAGAAUUUGUUAUUUGAAGUUAUCCAGACCAUAACUGGAUCGCCAAUUAACCAAAAAUCUUUCCGGCUUUGGAAAGAGUCAUUCUUAGCUGCCACUCGCGAGCUUCAGCGCAUAUAUGGGAAGGAUGAAAGUAAACAAUUGUUGCCGGGCACUCUUAUAUAAAAAAAGCUGUGAAUCUGGGAUUCGAUGUGUGGGGUUUACUAGUAGAGAAAGAGUUGUUUUCUGGGGCGACCAUUUCAAGGUCCAAUGUACAUUUGUUUUUGUGAUUCACAGUUGUAUACUAGUGCACAUUGUUGUGAGAGGGUGACACAAAUGUUGAUUACCUGAAGAAUUAUGCAUAGGAAUGUAUUUUCGUGUUCAUGUUU